Messenger RNA from Salmo salar (Atlantic salmon), 4580 nucleotides. RefSeq lists its product as uncharacterized. The record is from RefSeq and is a predicted model, not a curated record. Lineage: Eukaryota; Metazoa; Chordata; Actinopteri; Salmoniformes; Salmonidae.
GAUAUCGCGACAGAAUGAACUGGCUCCCUGUAACGUGGGCGGAACCUGUUUGUCUCUGUGUUGCCUUUAGGGUUGCCUCCCGAACGUUUUCUGAGUCAAGAUAACUUUCGCAGUCUGCACUCAUUUAAUCUAGUUGUUAAGAACAGUAUUAAUAUUUUUUUUGCGUAUCGUAGGCUACUAGAAAAAUGCAUUCCGGGACAUUGGAAAGAGCUGGGUCACCGAGGAAAAGGACGCUUUCUCGGGGAGUGAGCGAGGAUGAGUCACUUCGCAACAUUAUCAAGGAGACGGAGAGUUCGACCAGGCGUCUGACGCACAGUGACAGCAGAGGGGGGACCCUCAAGAGGAGAAGUGGGAGUCAGCAGUCUGAGGAAGAUCAGGAACUGAUGGAACUCCCUGAGAUGAAUGACCUGCAGGCGAGCUACGACGAUGUGUUGCAGGAGCUGCGUGGGCUGGAGCUGCAGCGGGAGACUCUGUUGUUCCAGGUGGACAUUUUGCAGGACACCCUGGAGGGGGCCGAGGAGAUGCUGGCCGAGGCCCAGAGAGAGGCCAGCCACGCCACCAUGGAGUUGGAGCGCGAGAGAGAGGCUAAGAGGAAGUUGGAGGACAUUGUCAGCUCUCUGAUGCAGGAGGUGGAGAGGCUAAAAGAGGAGAGGAACACCAUAUCAGCAGUCCCAGUGUACACACUUGUCAAGGAGCAGGAGAGGGAAGAUGAGAUGGCUAGACAACAAGCCCAAGAGAUGAAAAUCAAAAAGGAAGCACAGGAACAAAUCAGGGAUGCACCAAGGGAUGACGACAAUUCUCGGCAAGAUGCGCCUCUCUCUAUUAUCCGAUUGGACAGUGAGAGCCCCGGGCCCAACAACGGGCUAUCAUCUGAGACCAGCACUGGGGGGCUGCUCGCUUCCUUCUUCAAAAAGGGGAGGGGGGAGCAGCCGUCUGACAGUCCGACCCGGCCCUCUCCUCUCCACGUUGCCCGGCUGGUGUCCUCUGAGGACGUAGCAGAUGGGGCACAGGACAGCUUCACCAAGUUCACAAAGAUAGUCAACAAGACCUUUGGGCCGUUGGCACUGGGUAGCCAGACCCCCGGGAGCAAUCAGGAGGAGAACGGGCGUGACCUCUCCCCCGACAGGAACAAUGACACAGACAGCAUCAGCGCCUACGAAGACGCCUGCGCUGACAUGCCUGAGCUGGAAGAGGGUGACGGGCCAAAGCUGCCCCAUGAUGAAGGCUCCCCAGUAGAUGAUGAGGGAGAUCCGUCGAAUGGCAACGAACCCAAGAGCAUCAAAAACCCCAAUGAAUCUUGCAUUCUGUCGUAAGAGCUGCAGAACUGUUGUGCUACGAAGGAUCAAAUCUUCUCUGAGAUCACUGCUCUCGCUCCGUCUGCCUCUUGUAUAUGCCAUUUAGCAGAUGCUUUUAUCCGAAGCGGCUUACCUGCAUCCAUUUUUUCAUUACGUCUUAUGUUCUUGGACCUGUACUCUCAAUUUACACCUAUAGAAGGGUAGAGUCAAUAUUGGGAGUUGUCUUAAUGCUACCAGGCAGGGUGGAAUUCCAGUCAUGUCUACAGACUACUCUAAAGCCAAUCUCUCUCCCUCAGCAUGUUUGGCACGACUUGCAAGGUUGCACUUACGUGUUCCUUUUGUUGUUGUUUUUUCCCUGCUGUUCGGCACAAAAGGCAAAUGACCUCCCUCUGUUUCUUAGUGACUGAUAAUCACACAGGACUGUUUGCGUACACUGAACAAUCAGAUAUGUCAGACCUCUUGCAUUCUAAAUAGGCAAACUAUGUGAUUCUUAGAUUAAGACGAUUCUAGUUGUUUUUAUGCUCUUAUAAGUUUAGACGCUGGCAAGAUUGUAAUCACAAUAGCAGGCAGCCAAGGAGCUAGCUGCUAUAUAUUUGAAUAAUUCCAUUUAUGGGUAUAAAACCAUAAUGUUUUCACUGCCUUACUGGCCUUCACAGGGACAUUUAAUUUGAUCUACAAGAAGGACUUGGUGCCUUUCCUGGCUCACCUUAAUGCAUUUUAUGAAUAUGGAAGAUUAACCUGAAAGAUGUAAUACAUUUACUGAAUUUAAUCAAGCUUUAGUACAAUACUAGCAUGAUUGAAAAAGUAACGACAUUCCAUUUAAUAGUAAAACUUUAAGGAUACCUGAUAAUAAUGUAUAUGUACAGUAACAGUACUGCAUGCUACUUGUCAGGUCGUGUUUGCACAGUUGCAGUGAAACUACUGAAUUGGUAGACCUUACAUGUUAUUUUGUAUCUGGCAUUGCUGGACAAUGUAUCCUUUGUUUUUCUUCUCUCUACCCAUAACCAUUAACACAAAAUCUGAGGAUAAUCUUUUGACUUGGAAAGAGUUACAUAAACAUUGCUACCUAUUAAUCUUCUUAGGAGAUUUUUGCAUAGUCCCAAAGGCACCUUAUUCCCUUUUUAGUGCAUUGCUUUUGACCAGGGCAAUAUAAAGGGAAUAGGGUGUAAUUUGGGACGCAUCCUUUAUCAACAUUCCUGUCCAUGUUUGACAGUAGCGAGGUCAAAUGGAAUUGAUCUGUUUUCCAAUCCUCACCUUUUUGAACAUUUUCAACAGAUACUGCGUUUGUAAUGAACUUGGGGGCAAAUCUUACAAUGCCUUCAACACUAGGUUUUGUGUGUUAGACGUUGUGUAUCUCAAGUCAGAAUGCAGCUCUUAGUAGUAGGGGUUAAAUGGAUGUCAAGUUCGAAAGCAGCACACUGAAAUAAUUCCUAACUUUGAUACUUGUGAUUUGUGUUUUCUAUUCUGUUUCUAUUGCCUGAAUUUCUGUUUCUGCGGGAGAUAGUCUUCAGAAAGUAUUCACACACCUUGACUUUUUCCACAUUUUGUUGUUACAAAGUGGAAUGGAUUUAAUUGUAAUUUAUGUUAACGAUCUACACAAAAUACUCUGUCAAAGUGGGAAAGAAUAACAUUGUAUUACUAGAAAAUAAAACACUAAAAUAUCUAAUUUAUGUAAGUAUUCAACCCCCUGAGUCAAUACAUGUUAGAAUCACCUUUGGCAGCAAUUACAGCUGUGAGUUUCUGGGUAAGCCUCUAAGAGAUUUGCACACCUGGAUUGUACAAUAUUUGCACAUUAUUCUUUUUAAAAAUUCUUCAAGCUCUGUCAAGUUGGUUGUUGAUCAUUGCUGUACAGUCAUUUUUAAGUCUUGCCAUAGACUUUCAAGACGAUUUAAGUCAAAACUGUAACAAAGCCACUCAGGAACAUUCAAUGUUAUUUUGGUAAGCAACUCCCAUGUAUAUUUGGCCUUGUGUUUUAGGUAAUUGUCCUGCUGAAAGGUGAAUUUGUCUCCCAGUGUCUGUUGGAAAGCAGACUGAACCAGGUUUUCCUGGAGGAUUUUGCCUGUGCUUAGCUCUAUUCCGUUUAUUUUAUAUCCCCCAAAAACUCCCUAGUUUGUUCUGUACAGGCUACCUUCUUUCCACUUUGUCAUUUAUGUUAGUAUUGUGGAGUAACUACAAUGUUGUUGAUCCAUCCUCAGUUAUCUCCUAUUACAGCCAUUAAACUCUGUCACUGUUUUAAAAUCACCAAUGGCCUCAUGGUGAAAUCCCUGAGCGGUUUCCUUACUUUCCUUAGGAAGGGCGACUGUACUUUUUUGUAGUGACUGGGUGUAUUGAUACACCAUCCAAAGUGUAAUAACUGCACCAUGCUCAAAGGGAUAUUCAAUGUCUGCUUUUUUACCCAUCUACCAACAGGUGCCCUUUGCGAACCAUUGGAAAACCUCCCUGGUCUUUGUGGUUGAAUCUGUGCUUCAAAUGAAUUGCUUGACUGAGCAACCUUACAGAUAAUUGUAUGUGUGGGGUACAGAGAUGGGGUAGUCAUUUUAAAAAUCAUGUUGAACACUAUUAUUGCAAACAGAGUGAGUCCAUGCAACUUAUUAUCUGACUUGUUAAGCACAUUUUUAGUCCUGAACUUAUUUAGGCUUGCCAUAACGAAAGGGUUGAGUAAUUAUUGACUCGACAUUUCAGCUUUUCAUUUUUAAUUCAUUUGUAAAAAUGUCUAAAAACAUAAUUCCAAAUUGACAUUAUGGGGUAUUGUGUGUAGAUCAGUGACACAAUCUCAAUUUAAUCCAUUUUAAAUUCAGGCUGUAACGCAACAAAAUGUGUAAAAAGUCAAUGUGUAUGAAUACUUUCUGAAGGCACUGUGUGUACUUUACUCGGGAGGUUUCUAAACGUGCAAUACUACCUGUUAUGUUGAUGAACGGUUAUGUGUCUUAUCUAUAAUGCUCCUUGAUGUCACAAUUUAUCUUGAACAUUUAGGUCUUUUUUUUCUGAAAGCAACUGUGUCUUUGAUAUAAAAGUAGUUUUUCAGCAGAGUCUUGGCACAAAGUGUGUUAUUUCAGCAUGCUUCUGCUAAUGUAAGUUUGCACUAGUUUUGUGAUUUGCACUUCCAAACAGGGUUUGCUGCAUCAUAUUAUGUUCUAAAAUGGCAAAAAAAAAUAUGGGGAAAGCGUACGUUCCUGAGUGGUAAUGCUUAUGCUUUAUCAUAUUUUCAUCAAAUAGUUAAGAUAAGAAAGUAUGUAUUUUUUGAAUGAAUUCUAUUCUUUUAAAGAAUAAAUAUUUUGUACAGCG